AUGUCUGGCAUGAACCUCGCGAGAACACUAUACCAAAAGAGUACCGACCCGGAGGUAGUUCUGAUCGAUGCUCGCGAUCUCCGCUCAGGUGCCACCGGUCGGAAUGGCGGGCAUAUCAAUACAAUGAGCUAUAACUAUUGGCCCAACAAAAAAGUAAGAUAUGGCCUCAAAGAGGCAAUUCGCCUAACCAACUUCGAGCAUAGUCACCUGAAACAUAUGACCACAGAAAUCCAAGAGAGUGAGCUCGACUGUGAGCUGUCCCUGAUUGGAUUGAAGGAAUCGAUGGACGCCAUUGCAGCGAUCAGCGACAUGCAAAGAUAUGCACCAGAGCUCGCUUCUCAAUACAUCAUGUACACAGACAAAGCCAAAAUCCUCCAGCUCAACUGUUCUGAUCGAAGCAUUGGCGCAACCGGCACCCCUGCAGCGUCAAUGUGGCCGUACAAAAUGGUGACGGGGCUUUUGAGCAAGCUUAUCACAGAAAACGGGCUUUGUGUGCAGUCCAAUAUAAACGUUGUCUCCAUCACCGACAGAAAAGACGAUGAAUUUGCUCUCGUGCGUACCGAUUGA
Messenger RNA from Penicillium robsamsonii, 567 nucleotides. RefSeq lists its product as uncharacterized. The coding region runs from base 1 to 567 and encodes 188 amino acids. NCBI's taxonomy places the organism in Eukaryota, Fungi, Ascomycota, Eurotiomycetes, Eurotiales, Aspergillaceae. Gene Ontology annotation, molecular function: oxidoreductase activity. The record is from RefSeq and is a predicted model, not a curated record. The transcript is spliced from 2 exons.